ACUCGUACAUGAGUACGAAGUCAAAACACAGUUUUUUUGUUAACCGAAAUCUGUACUCGUACAUCAAUGUGUUAAAGGUUCCAGUUUUUCAUGCCAAAAAAAAGAUCAUCACUUUCAAUUAAGCUUUAGGUUUUUCAACAUUCAUUUCCAUUUCACUUAAAUCAAUCACUCAAUUACACACACACACACACACACACACACACUAUGCAUAAGCUAUUCUCUUUCAAAUUGAUCUCCAAAAACCCAUCAAAAUUUGCUUCAAAAACCAUAAGAUCAAACCCAAUUUCCCAUCAAAAGACUUCCAAUUUACCCCCAAAUCACCAUUAUCAUGUGUUCACCAACUACACUACUGUUUCACCAAAAAUGCCCACCAACUGUUUGAUGAAAGUCCUUUCAAACCCAUGUUCAUUUAAGCAGUUUUUGCCUAAUGGGCUUAUGAAUUCAAGAAAGUUGGUUGUGGGUUUUGAAAAUCUUGGACUUUUGAGAGCUUAUUUUAGCAAAUAUAAUUUUCAAAUUCAUCGACCAACUGGUUAUCGUAAUACAUGGUUAUCGCAGUUCAGAAGGAAACUUACAACUGAAGGUGUAGUAAUAGGCUUGAUAGUAACAAAUGUUGCUGUGUUUAUGUUGUGGAAAGUCGCCGACCGUAGAUUCAUGGUGCAAAAUUUCAUGAUAAGUCUGGACAACUUCAAAAGUGGACGGUUUCAUACUUUGAUAACUUCAGCUUUCAGUCAUUAUGAUGUUGGACAUGUUGUCUCCAACAUGAUCGGGCUUUAUUUCUUCGGGAUGAGUAUUGGACAUCAAUUUGGUCCUGAAUUUCUGCUGAAGUUGUACCUAGCUGGUGCAGUUGCUGGUUCCGUCUUCUACUUGGUGCAACAUGCUUAUCUUGCCCUAUCAUCAAAGGAAAGACGGUUGUUUGAACGCGACCCUUCAAAUAUUCCUGCUCUGGGAGCAAGCGGUGCAGUGAAUGCAAUCAUGCUGCUCGAUCUAUUCCUUAAUCCAACCAAAACUGUAUAUCUAGAGUUUAUCAUACCAGUCCCUGCUAUAUUAUUGGGAAUCUUUCUAGUCGGGCACGAUAUGGUGAGAAUAUUAGAGGGAAAUACUCAAAUCUCCGGAUCUGCUCACUUGGGUGGUGCUGCAGUUGCAGCCUUGGCUUGGGCACGGUUGAGAAGGGGACGUUUUUGAUGUCUGCUAGUCAACCUCACUUUAUCUAACUUAGGAGUAUAGAUUAUAUUAUAGGGUAUUAUGUCUUUUCCAACUUUCACCCACACUCGGGUCAAUUCACAACUCUAUAGCACUCAUGGAAGUGUCCUAUCGAAACCUUUUACUAAACUCUAAAUCACCCAGUUCAUGGCCUGAAAUAUCUGGUUCUGGCUUCCUAGCUAAGAAUGGAUGAGUCUGUUAGUCCUUUGGGUCAAGUGGUCGGCUAUGAAACAGCUUUGUUAGGCUUAAUUAGUGUGAAUUUGUACCGAAAGUCAAAAGCUAAUUUGGAGAGGACGUGCAUUUUUUAAACAAGACUCUGCUGUCAAAUUUAUGAAGUGGUCCGACUCUUAAUCAUCGUAAAGGGUUGUCCCAUAUAAGUAUAUAACCCAUUUGGCCAUUUAUAUGAUGGCCCAUUUAAAUUGGAUUAUUUGUUUGCCAUCA
Erigeron canadensis is the source of this 1641-nucleotide messenger RNA. RefSeq names its product RHOMBOID-like protein 12, mitochondrial. The record is from RefSeq and is a predicted model, not a curated record. Lineage: Eukaryota; Viridiplantae; Streptophyta; Magnoliopsida; Asterales; Asteraceae. Bases 205 to 1182 code for a protein of 325 amino acids. The transcript has 8 exons. Gene Ontology annotation, cellular component: membrane. Gene Ontology annotation, molecular function: serine-type endopeptidase activity.